GUGCCCCUUCGCCAUUAUCGCGUCGCGCUCAUUGACAUUACCUUGCGUCGGCUUCGCCAUUGACGACCCGUCAACGAGAGAUCUAGGGCUCUGAGAUCUCGCUUCUUCUCUGCAAAAGAGCAUGCUCUUUGGUCGGUGACGAAAAUUAUUACGGAAGAAGGAAGGAGAAUCCUCCCCUCUUGUCGGCGGAACCAUGGGUUCGUCUUUGGAGAUCAUCGACAUCUCCGCCAGUGCGCGGAGGAUAAUCGUGGAUAAUCGAAUUUCUCUUAGAUUCUACUUCAGGAUUGCCGACAAUAUCCUCAAACAGGCCAACAUAUUUCGAGCAGAGAAGAAUAUUGUAGAUCUAUAUGUCAUGCUUCUUCGGUUUUCGAGUUUGGCUCUUGAGACAAUACCAUCACAUCAAGAUUACAGGACUGCCCCUACAUAUAACAAAGAGUUUUUGAAAAUGAGGUUAUUGGAUGUCUUGACCGAGCUGGAGAAGUUGAAACCAGUUGUACAGCAAAGGAUAAAUGAACUAAAUGCCAAAAUGAUGCCGCGACUUAAUUCACUAGCUCAUCAUCAUGUAAAUGGUUCCCCAGGCUGGUCUUCGGUUAGCAAGCCAUCAUUGAGUAGCUAUAACCAGACAAAGGUAGUAAAUCCUACUGGACAUAAUUUUGGCUACAUGGGUCCCAGGGGUCAUCAAUUUGUGAAUAGUCCGCCCCUUGAAGACCAUUUCCGGAAGAUGUCAGUGAACUUCAUUCGCCCAAAAGAAGAAACUCUUUCAAAGCAUUCUAUUUUCGGUCCAAAUGGACUCCGUGCACAGUGGCAGCCCCCAAAGAAUGACAUAAAGGUUCAAUAUCCAAGCAAUAUAGAUUUGACACCGAUUGAAAUUCCAAGUUUCCAGCUACAUGUGGAUAGUGACUCAACGAUACAAAGCAAGGGCAGUAACCAUGAACCGGAGAAGUCUGGGGUGGAAUCGGUGGAUUGUGACUCAAGUGCUACUCUAAGCGAAAAUAUCGAGAAAAGCCAUGCUCAGGAGAUUUCUGCUAUGAUUUCCUUUGACGAACCCGAAAUUGUUGCUGAUAACAAUAUUAUUAGGCAACCCUCACCACCUCCCAUACUUGCAGAAGUUCAAGACUUGGCUCCUGCUUUAUGCCCCCAAGGUGCAGAAGUUGAAGUUGAGUGUAAGAUAGAGAAUCCCCUCCCUGGUGACUCUAUUCAGCCUAAUUCUCCUCUUGAACUCCAUAUCUCAACAACAAUGAUGGACACCUUUAUGAGGCUUGCCAAAUCAAACACGGUCAAGAAUUUAGAGACGUGUGGUGUACUUGCCGGUUCACUUAAAGACAGAAAAUUUCAUGUUACAGCCCUCAUCAUACCAAAGCAGGAAUCAACAUCUAACACGUGUCAAACUACGAAUGAGGAGGAAAUUUUUGAAGUGCAGGAUAAGCAAUCUCUUUUCCCACUUGGAUGGAUUCAUACGCAUCCUACACAGUCGUGUUUCAUGUCAUCUGUCGAUCUUCACACCCACUAUUCAUAUCAGAUUAUGUUACCGGAAUCAGUGGCAAUCGUUAUGGCCCCAACAGACACAACAAGGAAGCAUGGAAUAUUCAGGCUGACGACGCCGGGAGGGAUGAGGGUGAUAAGGAAGUGCGAGCAAAGAGGGUUUCACCCUCACGAUCCGCCCGAGGAAGGAGGCCCUAUCUACUCUUCUUGCUCUGAUGUCUAUCUCAACCCUUCUCUCCAGUUCGAUGUCAUUGAUCUCCGGUAAUCGAUUCCCCCCCUUUCUAAACCCUACAAUCAAUACAGGCUGAAAACUUUAUAAAUGCAUUUGGAUUGGAUCUUGAUUGAUUUGAUCCUUUUCUGCCUUGAUUGCCGUCAGCAAGACUGUGCGCGCUUUCUCUGUAUAUUUUUUGGAUCCAAAAAACAAAAUGCCUGUCAUAAUGUGUAUGUCAUCUCGGUUCUAUCCUUAUUUGGUUUUGGAUUUUCUCUAGGGUAGAUAAAUUUAGGUGGUGGGUAUCAUUAUUGUCAAAUGUUUUUUAUCA
Messenger RNA from Tarenaya hassleriana, 2021 nucleotides. RefSeq names its product AMSH-like ubiquitin thioesterase 1. The record is from RefSeq and is a predicted model, not a curated record. The transcript has 14 exons. Gene Ontology annotation, cellular component: membrane; endosome. Bases 194 to 1747 code for a protein of 517 amino acids. Gene Ontology annotation, biological process: protein K48-linked deubiquitination; protein K63-linked deubiquitination. NCBI's taxonomy places the organism in Eukaryota, Viridiplantae, Streptophyta, Magnoliopsida, Brassicales, Cleomaceae. Gene Ontology annotation, molecular function: metal-dependent deubiquitinase activity; K63-linked deubiquitinase activity; protein binding.